AUGGCUGAUCUCGAUGUUCCUCAGAGUAAGUCGAGAGACCUCGACAAGCUUCUUCUCCGACCUGGGAAUCUCGUCGGCCCCGACUUCGAUCCUGGAACCGAACUGAGGGACGAUAUGCGAGAAUAUGUAAGGAUCUUGGUGGUUGGUGCGGGUGGAUUGGGUUGUGAGCUCCUCAAGGACUUGGCUCUUUCGGGUUUUAGUAAUCUGGAUGUGAUUGACAUGGACCGCAUCGAGGUCACCAAUCUCAAUCGCCAGUUUCUCUUCAGACUUGAAGACGUAGGAAAACCUAAGGCUGAGGUAGCAGCAAAGCGUGUCAUGGAGAGAGUUAGUGGAGUGAAGAUUGUCCCGCAUUUUUCACGUAUAGAAGACAAAGAGAUUGAGUUUUAUAAUGAUUUUAGUAUCAUUGCCCUUGGUCUCGAUUCCAUUGAAGCUCGGAGAUACAUCAAUGGGGUGGCUUGUGGCUUUCUUGAGUAUGAUGAAGAUGAUACCCCGAGAAGAGAAACAAUGAAGCCAAUGGUAGAUGGGGGAACAGAAGGUUUCAAGGGUCAUGCUAGAGUUAUCGUGCCUGGUGUUACACCAUGUUUUGAGUGCACGAUUUGGCUUUUCCCACCUCAAGUGAAGUUUCCUCUGUGCACUCUUGCAGAAACGCCUAGGAAUGCAGCUCAUUGCAUUGAAUAUGCUCAUCUUAUUAAGUGGCCUGAGGUUCAUGGUGGAAAAUCCUUUGAUCCUGAUGAGCCAGAACAUAUGAAGUGGGUCUAUGAUGAGGCUAUCAAGAGAGCUGAGCUUUUUGGGAUUCCGGGUGUCACAUACUCUCUCACACAAGGUGUGGUUAAAAACAUAAUACCGGCGAUUGCAUCAACCAAUGCGAUUAUAUCGGCAGCUUGUACACUUGAAACCUUGAAGAUUGUGUCUGGUUGCAGCAAAACACUUGCAAAUUAUCUGACGUAUAAUGGUGGAGAGGGUCUCCACACUAAAGUGACGGAGUUCGUGAGGGACAAGGAGUGUCUUGUAUGUGGUCCGGGCAUUCUGAUUGAGCUGGAUACCUCAAUUACUUUGCAAAAGUUCAUUGAGAUGCUUGAAGAACAUCCAAAGCUUCUGUUGUCAAAAGCAAGUGUCAAACACGGCAAAAACAGCCUCUACAUGCAGGCACCUCCGGUUCUAGAAGAGAUGCACAGACCAAACCUAAGCAAGCCGCUCUAUGACCUCAUGGGAAGAGUCCAGAAGGACACUAUCCACGUGUUUGGCACAGCUCUCAAGAACGAAGAGAAACAGUCGAGCUUAACAAAGCUUAGGGUUGUUUUCAAAGGAGCUGAUGGUGUUGCAGACAUGGACACAGCUAUUGGAGCAUGA
Molecule: messenger RNA, 1350 nt
Organism: Arabis nemorensis
Lineage: Eukaryota; Viridiplantae; Streptophyta; Magnoliopsida; Brassicales; Brassicaceae
Source: the annotation of a GenBank genome assembly